GCAGAGCACAGAUUGCAGUCUAAUUUGCAUUUUGAAAAUUUUAUGUCGAUAUAACACUACUUUGUGUCUCAAUGUGCGCCAAAAAUGGUAUUGCUUCAAAUAAUGAAGUCGUUGCAAUCUUUAAUCGCAUGAGAACACAUGUGGUUCUCUUUUGCACACCUAAGCCAAUGCCUGUAAAAUAAAAAGCCAAGUAAAUAUGUAAAAGUGAUGUUAAUUUUGUGAAUUCACCUCAGGUCAGCUUCACUUACUUGUUAGUUAAAAAAAAAAAGAAGAAAAUGGUUGUGCGGUAGCCGACACUGCUGCUAACUUUUUGUAUGGCAGCUGAGUGUGACUGCCGGCAGGUCUUUGGUCCAUUAGUGGGAGUGUGUGAGUAUUCCUGGGUUGUGUUUGAACUGUGCCCUGCAAUAACCCCAGUAAAUCAUUACCUGCAGGUUGUGAUGAGUGAGCCUGUCUUCACUGCCGCUCGCUGGACAAAACAAUGCUUGCAUCAGACUUCGGUAGACGGUCCUAAUUGCUUCAUCUUAAAAAUACAAUUGCAGCAAAUAUUAGUGUCUUAUUUUACAUUCCAUUUUGUAGCAGCAUGAUUUCACUUUUAAUUUUUUAUUCUUUUAAGCAUUUGUUCACUUGUCAAAAUUAGGCAAGAAUUUGUCUCGGUCGUGUGAAAGGUGUUGCAAAAUGUAACGACUCUGUGCUCUUCUUGUUAAAUAAUACAUUUUUAAGCUCUUGUUCUCACAGCGAUCCAAAUCAAAAGGGACACAUAAAACUCCUCAUCAGACCGUUCCAUUUUAUUGUGCCUCAAGGGGUGGACAGUACCCUUUUUAAUUUUAUUAUUAUUGUUAAUAUUUAUUUUUAUUUUGAAACCACCACUGCUUCAGGAUGCCAGCUAUCACAGAUGUUUUUUGAAGUUUUGGAUUAGAGCUAUUAUCAGAACAAGCACAGACAAAAAGAGUGAAACAAGUAAAGCAGAAGAAGCUCUUAAAUAUUGCCUGCCCGGCCUCUCUCUCUCUCUCUCUGCCUGACUUAAGUAGGCUGCAUCCAUCGCCCACCCAUGAUACAUUUUACUCCCCAAACAGCACCAGACGGCUCUCAUUUUCCUCUUGCAAAUGGAGUUCCUCCCUGGCUUGCGCUCAUGCACUCACGCAUUCACUGGGCCAGCACUGGAUGCUGCACAUACAGCUGGGCAGGAUGAAAAGGUUUCCCACAUCAGGGCGGAGUCUGGGUAUGGCUCAGAAUCUAGUCUGAGGCGUCAUGGCUCCAUGUUGUCUCUCACCUCAGCAGCCAGUGCCGUGUCUGCCACAUCCACAUCCUCUUUCAAGAAGGGACACAGGCUGUGUGAGAAAUUAGCAGAAAUGGAGACCUUCCGGGACAUUCUUUGCAGACAAGUGGACACGCUGCAGAAAUAUUUUGACUCCUGCGCUGAUGCGGUCUCCAAAGAUGAGUUUCACAGGGACAGAGUGGAGGAGGAUGAAGAUGACUUCCCUGCAGCCUCAAGGCCAGACGGUGAAUGUUGUUACAAUAACGGAAGCAAAGAAAAACUGUUCGCCCCGGCUAGUCCCAAAGGCAUCAAUGGCAUAGACUUCAAGGGAGAAGCCAUCACCUUCAAGGCCACCACGGCAGGCAUCCUGUCCACUUUGUCACAUUGCAUUGAGCUGAUGGUCAAACGUGAGGACAGCUGGCAGAAAAGGUUGGACAAGGAGCUGGAAAAAAGGAGGAGGGUAGAAGAUGCCUACAAGUCUGCUGUGCAUGAACUGAAGAAAAAGUCACACUAUGGAGGCCCGGACUAUGAGGAGGGGCCCAACAGUUUGAUCAAUGAGGAUGAGUUCUUCGAUGCGGUUGAAGCUGCGCUUGACAGACAAGACAAGAUAGAAGAGCAGUGCCAGUCUGAAAAGGUCCGGCUCCCUCGACUGACUCCCGUUCCUCCCGGUGACGUCUACUCAAGCAUCAGCACACACAGAUUCGCUACCAAGGCACGUAGUCAUUGCUCUUCCCUGUCCUCUCUCGAGCUAGUCAGUGCUUCAGAUGACAUUCACAGAUUCAGCACUCAGGUGGAGGAGAUGGUGCAGAAUCAUAUGACGUACUCGCUUCAGGAUGUGGGCGGAGAUGCCAACUGGCAGCUGGUCAUCGAGGAAGGAGAGAUGAAGGUGUACAGGAGAGAAGUGGAAGAGAACGGGAUCGUUUUGGAUCCCCUCAAAGCGACGCAUGCUGUCAAAGGGGUGACGGGACACGAGGUGUGUCACUACUUCUGGGACACUGCAGUGCGUUUGGACUGGGAGACCACCAUUGAAAACUUUAACGUGGUCGAAACACUCUCCGACAACGCCAUCAUCGUUUAUCAGACACACAAGAGGGUGUGGCCAGCCUCUCAGAGAGACGUGCUCUACCUGUCAGCCAUUAGGAAGAUUCUGGCAACCAAUGAAAAUGAUCCUGACACCUGGUUGGUGUGCAACUUCUCUGUGGACCACGAAAAUGCGGCUCCUUCCAAUCGCUGCGUUCGAGCCAAAAUCAACGUUGCCAUGAUCUGUCAAACACUAGUCAGUCCACCAGAGGGCGAUAAAGAGAUCAGCAGGGACAACAUCCUGUGUAAAAUCACCUAUGUGGCCAAUGUAAAUCCCGGUGGUUGGGCGCCAGCCUCGGUGCUCAGAGCUGUCGCUAAGAGAGAAUAUCCCAAGUUCCUCAAACGUUUCACCUCUUAUGUCCAGGAGAAGACUUUGGGGAAGGCCAUUCUGUUUUGAGAGGAGGUAAAGGCAGAUCCUUCGAAAGACGACAGCAUGCGACACGUGUCCCGCCCAGGACGACCAAGGACCCCCUUAAACACGAGAGACUGCUUGUGUGGCUUGAGUCCAUCAGUAUUUGUCCUUCUAGCUUAACAUCCGUGGGUCCUUUUAUACGUAAGGUUUCCUCCUCAGUGGUUUUCAAAUGAUUGUUAUUCAUGUUUGUGCUUAUUUUGUAGAUUGUUUUGUACAUUUCUUAUGAUUACGUACUUGUUGUCUUUUGGGGCUAACCAAUAGCAUUGACGCUACUUGUUUGCUGCUGCUAAAUAGAGGUGAGUGAGUGAGUAAAUGAGUGAGUGAGUGUUUUUCGCUUUCCGCCCUUCUGUUGACAACCCAGCCCGCGGUCCGAUGGAGGGCGAGCACCUGAAGCUUUUUUUUGACCGUGUUUCUCUCCGAAAUCUUUAUAUUUGUACGGCUUUUCCGGAGAGCAACCCGUGGGACACGACGUAUUGUACGGACAAACCACACACGUAGUUUACCAAAGUGACAAAUGUGAAUUGACUGUUAAAACGCUUGAAUUAGAUGUCUCAUUGACAACAGAUGCUAUGUCGCAGCUUACCAGCUCGCACCUGGUGGCCAGUUUGGUUGCCAUAUGGUUGCCGUAGUGGCUCAUGGUGUAAAGAUUCCUCUCUUUAAUCAAGAGUUAAGUAGGUUUCUUGAUUUUUAACGCGUCCCCAGCGACUUGUAGUCAGCCUAAGAAAUGUCGGAAUCAGUUAUUUUUGUCUUCGUGCACAUUGAGUAUAUCACUUUGCCUCAAACUUAGCAUUCCAGCGCUACUAUUUCAUUUCGUGUGGCACACUACAGUGUACAGUGACUGAUAAUGAUUAAUUACGCCCGGGGAUGCCUUCGACACCAGCAAGAUUCUGGUCAUUACUAUACAACCACCACAUGUGCAUUUAUCAACAGUGACGGCAAGUGAGUGAGUUUUUGUGUGGUUGGGGGUGCGGAUGGGAGGUUCAGCAUUUCACAUCAUGAUCAUACCUCAACAUUCAAAACAACUCUGGGUUGUUUUGCAUUUGUUAAUGUUGUCAUGAAAUUUUUUUUUUUUUAAAUCUUGUUGGGGCAAUUGCCCUCGAGUUGGCAGAUGUUAAGAAGGAUUUUGGAUGACUAAUUUAUAAGAUCUACGCACCAUGUCCGCCGAAGAAUAUAGCUAUUGUUUUUAAUUUUGAUAACGUGUCACUAAUCCACACACUUUGUAUCUGUGUAAGUUGUACAUCAGAAGUGUUAUUAUUUGCACUAAAUGUAACGCAAGUUGACAAUGUCAUGUAAAUUAAAAUUGCUACACAACAGAA
This is a messenger RNA of Hippocampus zosterae (dwarf seahorse), 4063 nucleotides long. RefSeq names its product ceramide transfer protein-like. Gene Ontology annotation, cellular component: Golgi apparatus. The record is from RefSeq and is a predicted model, not a curated record. Gene Ontology annotation, molecular function: phosphatidylinositol-4-phosphate binding. NCBI's taxonomy places the organism in Eukaryota, Metazoa, Chordata, Actinopteri, Syngnathiformes, Syngnathidae. Gene Ontology annotation, biological process: ER to Golgi ceramide transport. The coding region runs from base 1104 to 2732 and encodes 542 amino acids. The transcript is spliced from 16 exons.